Myotis davidii is the source of this 1461-nucleotide messenger RNA. RefSeq names its product mitochondrial inner membrane protein OXA1L (gene OXA1L). Lineage: Eukaryota; Metazoa; Chordata; Mammalia; Chiroptera; Vespertilionidae. The record is from RefSeq and is a predicted model, not a curated record. Gene Ontology annotation, molecular function: membrane insertase activity. The transcript has 9 exons. Gene Ontology annotation, biological process: mitochondrial respiratory chain complex IV assembly; protein insertion into mitochondrial inner membrane from matrix. The annotation marks the transcript as partial. Gene Ontology annotation, cellular component: mitochondrial inner membrane.
UUGCCGUGGCCCCGGCCACCGCUGGCCGCCGGGCUCCUGUUCCCAGCCAGCCGGUGCGGCGCGCGCCCCCGCUAUGUCCUCCUGGCGGCCCCCAGCGCCCGCGGCCUCAGUGUCUCUGCCAUCUCGUUUGCAGAAGCCCAGGUUCAGGCCCCUCCGGUCAUUCCUGCAACGCCCUCACCCACAGCAGUAACUGAGGUGGCUUCUGGAGAGACUGCAGAUGUAGUCCAAGCUGCUGCAGAACAGAGCUUCGCUGAACUUGGGCUGGGAUCAUAUACCCCAGUGGGAUUGAUCCAGAACCUAAUGGAAUAUAUGCAUGUUGACCUUGGCCUCCCUUGGUGGGGGGCCAUUGCUCUGUGUACAGUCCUUGCCCGCUGCCUGGUGUUUCCUCUCAUUGUGAAGGGCCAACGAGAGGCAGCCAAGAUCCACAACCACAUGCCAGAGAUCCAGAAGUUUUCCACUCGAAUCAGAGAGGCCAAGUUGGCAGGAGACCAUGCUGAGUUUUACAGGGCCUCCUCGGAGAUGACAUUGUAUCAGAAAAAGCAUGACAUUAAACUCUUUAAACCUCUCAUUCUACCUCUGACUCAGGCACCAAUCUUCAUCUCCUUCUUCAUUUCCUUGAGAGAAAUGGCCAACCUUCCUGUGCCCAGCCUACAGACAGGUGGCCUCUGGUGGUUCCAGGAUCUCACACUAUCUGACCCCACCUACAUAUUACCAAUGGUAGUCACUGCUACAAUGUGGGGUGUCCUUGAGUUAGGUGCUGAGACUGGUGUGCAAAGUUCUGACCUCCACUGGAUGAGAAAUGUUAUGAGAGUGAUACCCCUGGCAGUCUUGCCCAUAACUGUCCAUUUCCCCUCGGCAGUGUUCGUGUAUUGGUUCUCCUCGAAUAUGUUUUCCCUGGUCCAGGUGUCUUGCCUCCGGAUUCCAGGUGUACGAACUAUGCUUAAAAUCCCCCAACGUGUUGUGCACGACCCCGACAAAUUACCUCCACGGGAAGGCUUCAUAAAGAGCUUCAAAAGUGGCUGGAAGAAUGCUGAACUCAACUAUCAGCUACAAGAGCGUGAACGGCGCAUGCAGAAUCACUUGGAACUAGCAGCCAGGGGUAAAUAACCCUUUCAAGUGACCUUUACCCACAACCCUCUGCUACAGCAUGGUAAAAAUCCCCCCUCCCAACACCCCUAACAGCAGCAGCAGCAACAAACCAAAGUCAGAGCGACCCUGGCGGGACACACUCGGCUGAAUUCUGUUCCCUGCUCAUACUGACAUUAACUGUUUCUCCAAAGACUCAGCCUUAGAACAAGAUUUUUGCUGGGUCCUUGCCCCAGACCUAGAAACUAUGGGACAUGGAGAUGUCUGUUUUAAAAUGGAUUCCACUCUAAACUCUUACAUCUAAGCAUAAAAGAGCACUCGGGAGCCAAGUGAUCUUUCCAUCUACAGAAUUAGUAAACCUCUGUAUUAUAUGUU